Messenger RNA from Aspergillus niger, 1047 nucleotides. RefSeq lists its product as uncharacterized. The transcript is spliced from 3 exons. Bases 1 to 1047 code for a protein of 348 amino acids. The record is from RefSeq and is a predicted model, not a curated record. Lineage: Eukaryota; Fungi; Ascomycota; Eurotiomycetes; Eurotiales; Aspergillaceae.
AUGCUAACUUCAUUUCCAUGGCAGCCCUGGAUCCUCGGCCUCUGCGGAGUGGCAUUUGCUAUGGGCUUCUAUGGCCUCGGCCACCACGCUCAGUUUGUCGAUUCAAAGGAUCUAGCCAUCUUCCUUAGACUGUUGUAUGCAGUAUACUACGUCUACGAUAUCGGCCUCUUUUUCACCAAGCUCUCUGCCAUUCUGUUUCUCUCGCGCAUCUUUCCCUGGCACGCAAACUCCAAGUGGUUCAACUACACCAUUGUGGCUACCCACUGCCUCAACUGUGCAUGGUUGGUCGGAAUCAUUUUUGGUACCACAUUUAUGUGCAAUCCCGUGCAGAAGGGCUGGAAUCCCACAUUACCUGGGCACUGCGGUACCACCAGCGCCCUUUGGCUUGGAAGCGCAAUACCCAGCGUCAUCAUUGACCUCAUCAUCCUGCUGCUGCCCGUGCCAAAGAUCUGGUCCCUGCAAAUGACCACCACGCGCAAACUGGGCAUCAUUGGAGUCUUCGUUAUUGGUUACAGUGUCAUUGUCGUUUCCCUUGGCCGACUCACUACAGUUCUGCUGACUGGUAGUUCCUUGAACUCGGAUAUUACCUACACGGUUGUUCAUCUGGCCUACUGGGUUGGUGCCGAGGCGCCCAUCACUAUGCUGUGUAUUUGCCUGCCGCCCAUGACUACUCUGGGCCGGUAUCUAGCCAACAACUACUUUUCCAAGAUAUCCAGCAGAGUUCAGUCUCUGUUUAGCACCAUUAAGGGCAGCAGAGGCACUGUGGCAUCACGGAGUUACUCCGCACCGGAUUCGCAAUCCCAAAGUAUUGCGAUGCACAGGAGCUCCAUGAAAAAGAGCGUUGACAAUGACGGCCACAGCCUAGAGUCACAGGAGAGCUCUGCGCAUUUAUUCCCCCACGAAGACGCCAAUUACUAUGCUGGCGCUAGAGCCAAUGUUUCUUACCCUCGCUCGGGUACUCAUGGUACAAGCCCGCUUCCGAACUCUGGCGACACUGGCAUUCGUGUAGACAGCAUCGUGACUGUCACGCAACGUGUGAGGAAAUAA